Molecule: messenger RNA, 2658 nt
Organism: Aedes aegypti (yellow fever mosquito)
Lineage: Eukaryota; Metazoa; Arthropoda; Insecta; Diptera; Culicidae
Exons: 4
Coding region: 297-1835 (512 amino acids)
Source: RefSeq, a predicted model, not a curated record
UCUUACGUGUCCCGGAUGGCUCAGUGCUGUGCUAGAUCUUGAUCGGUUCGAAUCGUACGUGGAACGUUACGUUUAGCUCCUGGUUUGCCCUCGUCAGCAAAAGGGCUCUUUCGAGGGCGUGACACAGUUUUUUUUUAAGUCCAGGGGGGUUAGGAGAUGUUUUUCGUGGGUUCGGAAUAAGAGUGACGAAACAUUUUUGGAGAGAAAUACUGAGCAAACACAGAAUCGAUUAGCACCGCGUUUUUUUUUUGUUAGUUCGCAACUGAUAGUGACCUACUUUAGAUAGGAAAAGAAGCAUGAUGAAGGUUAACGGUAAAUACCUGUGCGUGAUAUCAUUGGUGAUAUUUUCGAUUAGUGGAAGUGCUUAUACGACACAGCGAUCGAACGUCCGGGAUGACGAAGGCAGUCCGUUCCUGGAUAUGGCCUCGGAGUUCUUGCAGUCUCUUGGAAAUCAAAAUGGAGGCGGUGGAAAUGCGGCAGCUGGGCUGACGGGAAUCGCUUCCAUGCUGUUGCCACUGAUGGCCAAUGCUAAUGCCGGAGGUGGUGCCAAGUCCAACAAUGAUGGUGUUGGAGCGAUCCUUUCCGGAAUCGGAAGCAUGUUGGCCGGGGCCAAUGGUGGCAAUGCCGGAGGUGGUGGUGGUGGAUUUGAUCCCGCUCUGAUUGGCAAUGUGAUCCAAAUGUUCGCUGGAGCGAACGAGGAUCAACAACCCCAGAGACGAUCCAACAAACGACAGAAGCGUCAGCAGAGAGCCGAAGAGGGUAACCCCAUCCUUGAUACCGUUCUGACCGUUGCUCAAACUUGGCUGGCCAAUCAGAACAGCGUCGAUCAUGACGAAGAUCGGGAACCUCAACAUCCUGGAUUCAAUGGGGACACGAUCGCCAAUCUAUUGCCACUAGCCGUCCAGGCGUUCCAAUCCUUCUCCGGUCCAGACAUGGAAAAGACUCAGGAAAAGCACAAGGAUCACUCGUGGGUUCUGCCACCCUUCCUGGAGCACAUCCACGUCAUGUGGGAUCAGUUUACACAAUCCGAGCUGGCACAAGCCCUGUGGACCAAGAUCGGACUGGAUACGGUGUUUAAGGGAUUUGUGGGUCGCGAUGGAAAACUGGACUACGAUAAGCUGUUUGCCACGCUGCAGAACCAGAGCUUCCGGCGACGGUGGAUUAAGGCGGCCACUAUCUAUCUGGCUGACUGGGCCAAUUAUAUUGCCAACCCGGAGGUCUAUCAGAGAUAUGUCGCAACCGGACAAAUGAUGGCCAACGGCUUCCUGCAAUCGCAGGGAUACCCCAAGCAAGCGCUCCUGGAUAUCGACCGGCCCAGCGAGAGCAUCUCCAACCUGAUCGAUCACGUCGCCAAGAAGCACCUGCAGGUCAAGAUCAACUCGGUGACGUACGUUAAGCCAGCCGUCAACUACGUCAAAGAUCUGUUGAAGCUGGGCAAAGCCAAGCAGAUCCUCAAGCAGUACAACGUCACCGAAAUGACCGACAAACUGACCGAUACGCUGAAUUUGGAGGUAAUUGAACCGGUACUGAAAGUUCAUCGCGCCUACCGACAUGCAAUCCAGACGCCCCACUGCGAUAAAUACAUUCUGUGCGAAAUCAAUUCGCACGAUCCGAACGAGAAGCGGGCGCUGGGAGGCUUCAAGCAGGGUGUGACCCGAUUCGGCAGCAUGGCGGCCUCGUGGUUCAUCAGCCAGGAAACCGGAACGCCCUUCUGGACGCUGUUUGCCAUUAUCAACGAUCCGCACAACUGCGAGGUCAAACAUCCGGUCGAGUGUACAGAUUACCACGAGAACGAAUACCGAGUAUCCACGGAGUAUCCACACAACGAACUGUAGAGGAGGCGAAGCGGCGGAGAGAUUGUUCAUAAAAAAAUGUGAUUGUUACAGGAAAAGGCAGAAAAUCGGGCGAUAUUCAUGCGAGUGUUCAGAGCUUUCUCGAUCGAACGAGAAAUGAAAAAAGCUGCACGGAAACAUAGAAAAUCGACGCCGUAUGUUUUGAAAUUCACAUUUGAUUGGUUAUCCAUAUGCAUAAGUAGACAGAGGAGGGUUAAAUAAGGGAGUACAAAGCGGAACGCCGAAAAUAAAAGCGCGGUUUGAUUGCGCAAAACGCGCGCCGCCGCUCUCGGGAGAAGGAAAAGCAAAAUUAGGCUUAAAACAAGCUCAUUUCGCGUAGCGGUAGCGUAGAAUUAACCGUUCGGCUGGGUGGGUAUGCAAAAAAUAAAGGGGAGACAAUGGGGCCUUUUCCAUUUUGAAUGUGAGUUUCAAACUCGGUCAGUCGCACGGAAGUUCGGAUCAGAGAGUGGCUCGGAGACUCGGGAAAUCGCACCCAAAAACAACAAAAAUCCAAAAAAUAAAUUAAUUUACAAAAAUCUACAUUGAGACUUUAAUUUAUUUGCUACAUGUAUUGCACUUGUGAUGAGACACAUUUUUAAAGGCAUUUUAGUUCGGAUUUUAGGUUUCUACGUGCAGAGCCUGACGACACAUGGACAAUACACGAACAGUGAAAGACGCACAAAUACAUUGAAGUUGGGAAAGCGAUCCUAUUUCUAAUCGAUUUAGGGUGAAGAAGUGUAGAUGAUCCGAAAGCACAGCUUAAAGAAUUUUAAGAGCACAAUUCUAGAAAAACAUGAAAGUUUGAUCAUGCUGCGUCUCAGACCGU